AUUCGUCUAGGGGCCUACACCGUCCAUAGACAUAGUCUAGUUAGAGGCAGUUGAUCUAUCUAACUUCGCAAAAUAAAGGAGAUCUACCCUGAUUGGACUCCAAAAAGAUCUCAGCAUUACUCAUCUCAUCAUCUCACCAUCACUCAUCUCAGCAUGCCAACUAAAAGGAGACCUAAGUCAGCGAAAGGAACAGCAGAUAUGCCAGACACUGGCAGGACCCCCUCAGCUUCUGGGGAUGCCCCAGCACCCAGACAACCUGUUUCUACAUUAUCCCAGAAGGGGUGUAACACUACAAUGAGGAGCCUUUUUGGAUUUGAUAUCUCAGAUAUUAGUUCAUGGAGUUCCAUCGUAAAGCUCAUGAAUUCUCCUCAGGAUCCAGCAUCUAUUGCAAUAUGGAGAAUAUUAUUUGGCCUGGUUAUGAUGUUAGACAUACCACAAGAACGAGGUAUGGCGUACGCAGACUAUCGAUGGGGAGAUCCCAACGAAUGCCGCUUUCCGCUUUUCAAUGCACUUAAACCGCUACCUGUUGAUUGGAUGUACGUGGUAUAUUUGACAAUGUAUAUAGGUGCAUUUGGUAUAUUUCUUGGAGCCUUUUAUCGGCUGAGCUGUCUCCUCUUCUGUAUCCCAUACUGGUAUAUCUUCUUCUUAGACAAGACAACAUGGAAUAAUCAUUCAUAUUUGUAUGGCCUGAUCAGUUUUCAGCUCAUCUUCAUGGAUGCAAAUCGGUUCUGGUCUGUUGAUGCCUUGCUGAAUCCAAAAAUAAGAAAUGCCAAUGUACCUCUCUGGAAUGUUGCUAUCAUUCGCUUUCAGAUCUUUGUGGUAUAUUUCUACGCUGGUCUAAAGAAAUUGGAUGCGGACUGGAUAGGAGGCUAUUCAAUGGAGUAUUUGUCAAAGCAUUGGAUAUUUGAACCGUUCAGGUUGAUGCUAACAGAUGAAGAGAUUGAUUACCUCAUCGUUCAUCUUGGUGGCUUCAUCUUGGAUCUAUCAGCAGGCUUCCUUCUUUUCUUUGAUGCUACUCGUCUCUUCGCUACUUUCUUCUGCUCCUCCUUUCACAUUAUGAACUCACAGAUCUUCAGCAUAGGUAUGUUCCCCUAUGCCAUGCUAGCAUCAACGACUGUAUUCUUCUCUCCAUCUUGGCCGAGAUCAUUCUGUAGUAUACUCCCUAUCUACGUGAAAAACAAUAUCCCAUCGGUCAGCUUCUCUGCUACCAUCCAGCCGAGUGAAAAUUGCAUCUAUCCUCCUCCAAAGAAAGAAAAUAAAAAGAAAAACGAUCCUUGCAAUGUCAAGAGGAACAGUAAAAUGAGCUGGAAACAUCAAUCAACAGUGAUAGGAAUAAUCAUCUAUGUAUGCGUCCAACUGUUCAUGCCUUACUCACAUUUCAUUACAAAGGGAUAUAACAACUGGACCAAUGGUCUCUAUGGCUAUUCUUGGGAUAUGAUGGUUCAUUCCUGGCAUACUCAACAUGUUAAACUCAAAUAUAUCGAUGGAAAGACUGGUAACGAAGGCUAUUUAUCACCAGAUUAUUGGACAGAGAGCAAUCGUUGGGCAGGUCACAGUGAUAUGACUAAGCAGUAUGCCACAUGCAUCGCUCAUCAUCUCAAAGAUAUGGGUCUCUCUGAACCUCAGCUCUACAUGGAUGUAUGGAAAUCAAUGAAUGGGCGGUUCCAGCAACGGGUGUUCAACCCUAACAUGGAUCUGGUGAGGGCGGAUUGGUCCCCCUUCAGUGCCACGCCCUGGAUAAUGCCCCUCUUAACGGAGCUCUCUGAUUGGAGGAUUAAACUCACAGAGAUUGAAGAUCAGCUGGAUGAUGAGCUCGAUAUCACUUUUGUAGCGGAUUUUCCUGGUUUAUACCUUGAGAAUUUCAUAAGUGAAGAUCUUGGGAAUACAACCAUCCAGGUUCUUAGUGGUUCAGUCAUGGUGGAGUUGGUAGAAAGAAAACGAAAUAUCACUCUUCACAUUGGAGAUCGGAUACAGUUGCCAGCAGGAGACUUUCAUAACGUGCACACAGUGUCGGACACCCCAUCCUGCUACAUGUAUGUCUUUGUCAAUACCACUGAGCAAGCAAUCGUACGCCAAGCAGCAGACUUCUUUAAUAAGCAUGAGAUUGAAAUAGAGGACACCGAGACAUUGGAAAACACAAACAUCGAUCCUAAAAUAUUUGAAGGAUUGUCAGAUGCCGUCAAAGUGCGUAUCUUGGAGAAAGUCAGUGCCAAGAUUGAAAAGAAUGAGCAAGCAAGUAGAACCAUCCCAGAGAAGGCCCAGAUGUUCCUGGAUAAAAAGAAACUGAUAUUUCACAGGACGAUUGUGAAGACCAUGCAAGCUCUGAAUCACAUUAUUCUUGGAGGGGAGUCUGUUGUUCUGAAUGAUCAUCACACCUCAGACAGAACAGGACAGGAAAAUCAUAAAACCCAUGUUGAACUUUGACAAUAAACUCAAAUUAAUGAGCAGAUAGUACCCGAGUUAAAGAUGUGCUUGCUUACAGAAAAAUAACGGAACCCCAAAAUUCCCUUUUAACAAAAAACCUUUUCCAUGGACAUACUAAUUCCAUUUCAGUGUUUGAGCCUACAUUUUCCCCUUCUUUUUUAUUUAUAUAUAUUUUUUUUAAUUGAUGUCUGACUUUGAUGUCUGAGUUCCAUUGGAUUUUAAUAGUAAUGACACACAUGCCACUGGCUCCCACACCACCCCCCUCUCCUUCUAGGACCCGCUAGGAUUUAUUCCUUGAAUGCUUUAACGCCUCUAUGGUGGCUCAGCUACAGCCGGGGUAAUAAUAUGCUACCAAGUAUCAAGCGCAGUAGAGUAUAUGCAAUUAUAGUAACUGCGCUAUGUAUAUGGACCAUAAUAUUAUUGUUAUUAGAAAUGGAACCAUUAUAUCAAUGGCCAUGAAUAGUGAAUAGAGUGAUCCAUUCGUAUCUGUUUAAGAAUUUAUUGUUCAUUUUUGUACACUUUACAUUUGACUAUUAUUUUUAUGCCUCUGCCUAGUAUCUCAAUAAUAAUAAUAAUAAUAAUAAUAGUAAUUAUACUUGCUUAUAUAGCACUUAGCACUUACUUUAUCAGAAGUGCUCUAAGUAAUGCAGCAUAAUUACCCUGGCUUUAGCAGAGCAUCUGUUGCGCACACUUCAUUUCAAGGAAUAAAUUCCGACCAUUCACCUCACCUGGGUUGGGUGCAGCACAAUGUGGGUAAAUUUCUUGCUGAAGGAAAACACGCCAUGGCUUGGAAUCGAACCAACAUCCCUCAGGUUGAAAGAUGACCGUCAUAACCGCUACACCACGAUGCUCCCAACCACAAUGGUAGUGUAGUGUUAUAUUUGGUUUGGUGCUGCUGCUGGUGUCAGUAACACCACCUGCAACAGAAUCAACAGAUUCUUGCAUAUAGGAGAAGUAGUUGCAAUUAAUGUGCUUCAAGUAAUAGCAGUAUUCUUGUUGAUUGUGUGCUAAGCACCGAUAAGUGUACAUCGGGUACUGAGCAAUAGCUAUGUGUGCUUUAUAUUGCAAAUAUGAAGAAAUUAAUCCUGAUAUACUCAAUGAAAUUUUAAAGGCUGAAUAAUUAAAAGAAUUUGAUUUUUUGGCCAUUUGAUUAUCUAUCCUCAUUAGCCACUGGCUGGAAUACUCCUUCGGGAGUGACGGAUGUGCAUAUGUAGGAGUCCGAGAACCGGGGUAAUGAUCAAUCUGUAAGCACUUAGAGAUGUACAAUUUAUGUCUUAAGGGCAUUUUAAAUAACCAGACUAAUAUAAUUAUUCUAAUGUAAAGAAAAUAAUUUACAUUUUUAUUAUAUUUUUAGUAUAAACAUACUCUAAUUAAAACUCUAAGAAAGAUAUAGAAUAUUGGGUGAAUGUCUGCCAGUAAUUUGACUUCCAGAGUAGGCCUAUAGGUAGAUUGGCCCCAAAUUGUUUGUAGAUUAAUGGCCAAAUAAUUAUUUGUUUGAAUGAUCAUUGAUGUAUGUUAUGAGAACAUUUGUCAAAAUUAAUGAGACUUAAGAUCUAAUCUGCCAUUAUUCUUGUAUCAUGUUAUUUAUUACAUGUAGAUGCAUUUUAUUGUGUUAUGAAAAUUUGGUCAAGUAAAGGGGCUUUCACAAUCGCUCUUACGAUCGUUUGCGAUCAUUUGGUCACAGUAUAUGUUGCACGCAAUCGCAACAGUUGUAAGCAGUCGCACCACCAAUUGUAAAAGGGGCUUUAGGGUUUUUUAUCGAGGCAGCCUUAAAUUUCAUAUAUUUUCUCCAUGGAUGUGAAAAUUUGUGUUAUUUAAAGUGAUCUUUAUCUUGCAAUGACACUAUACUGCCAAGAGCUGACCAAGUUGUUGUGGUUAUCGUUGUAUGACAUCAUACAUUGUCCGAUUAAUUAUUUGUAUUGUUAGUUUUGGAGUAGAUUUUCUUGUCAGUUGCUAUUGGACCUGAAGCUUUAAGCUCAAAUUAGCAAAGGGGGUUGUGAAUUGUGUUCUAAACCAUGGUUUAUGCAGAUUCAACGCAUUAAUUUCAUAUAAUGUAGCGGAAGUUGAGCUACAGCCCAGGUAUAAUGUGGGCUUUUAACACAGCACACGUAAACACUUAACAAGCCCACUGUUUAAACAAUCUACUGUUUAUGUUGACUAAUUACGUUAACAGUUGGCUCUUCAUUGCUGUAGCGAUAGUAACAGUUGUGAUUAAGCACAUUGUGAUAAAAGCGUUUAUUAAUCAUUUAGGCCCUUUUCCUAUAUCUGUACUUAAGUGUCCAUGUAAUGCAUGAAACCUGCGGAAACCAUGUUUCAGAUCACAGAUUAAAAAACACCUUGAUGUAUUCAGGUCAAAGUACUUAUAUUUUUCUCAUUGAUGUAUAAUUCUUUGUACUACCUUGAAAGAUUUUUGUUGGUCAGUCAGUGAAAUGUACCAAAGUGCUUUGCCUUGCCAUGUAUGUUAUCUUCAUGUUCAUUGUGUGCGACAGCAUCUUCGUGUGGAUUGUAAAAAUAUGUUGAAACCCUGUGGAACAAAUCAGGUGUAAUAUUUCGUUAAGAUACUGUGUCAGGUGAAUAUUUUUUUGUUUCCUAUUUGGAUGGUGAUUAAAAUAAACCUUCAAUCGUAGAGUUUGUUAACAUGUUCUUUAAAGCCA
Lytechinus pictus (painted urchin) is the source of this 5078-nucleotide messenger RNA. RefSeq names its product vitamin K-dependent gamma-carboxylase-like. Gene Ontology annotation, molecular function: gamma-glutamyl carboxylase activity; vitamin binding. The transcript is spliced from 16 exons. Lineage: Eukaryota; Metazoa; Echinodermata; Echinoidea; Temnopleuroida; Toxopneustidae. The record is from RefSeq and is a predicted model, not a curated record. Bases 154 to 2424 code for a protein of 756 amino acids. Gene Ontology annotation, biological process: peptidyl-glutamic acid carboxylation.